Cataglyphis hispanica is the source of this 2149-nucleotide messenger RNA. RefSeq names its product endophilin-B1 (gene EndoB). Gene Ontology annotation, cellular component: membrane; cytoplasm. NCBI's taxonomy places the organism in Eukaryota, Metazoa, Arthropoda, Insecta, Hymenoptera, Formicidae. The transcript is spliced from 8 exons. Gene Ontology annotation, molecular function: protein binding. The record is from RefSeq and is a predicted model, not a curated record. Gene Ontology annotation, biological process: membrane organization. The coding region runs from base 104 to 1063 and encodes 319 amino acids.
AAGUAUAUAUGUGUAUACACGCACACAUAAAGGACAGAGUGAAAAAGAAGGGUUGGGUGUACAUUAGGAAUAAUUCUCGAGUGCGUGAGAUUUAAUCGCGAAAAUGGAUUUUAACGUGAAGAAAUUGGUAAAGGAUGCAGGAGCUGCUCUCAGCAGAGUUGUACAGUUAACAGAGGAAACACUGGGUACUUCGGAAAAGACAGAAUUGGAUGCACAUUUGGAACAUCUAGCCGAGAGAGCAAAUGCCACCAAGACAUGGACAGAAAAGAUACUACGAAACAUGGAAGCUGUGCUUACUCCAAAUCCUGGCAACAGGAUCGAAGAUUUUUUUUUUGAAAAAAUUGAUAAGAAAAGACCUAAUCGGCUGAGCAAUUUGGAAUAUGUAGGCGCUGAUAUGAUAGAAGCUGGGAAUGAUUUUGGUCCAGGAAUAGCUUAUGGUAGCGCAUUAAUCAAAGUUGGUCAGUGUCAGCAGAAAUUGGGACAGAUUGAAAGAGAUUUUAUAGGAACUGCUGCCAAUUGUUACAUACAACCUCUGAGAAAAUUCUUAGAUGGAGAGAUGAAGACUGUUAGCAAAGAGAUGGCAAUAUUAGAAACUAAGAGGCUGGAUCUGGAUGCAUGUAAAAGUCGCGUAAGGAAAGCAAGGAGUAUGCUUGGUCAACAGAGUGAGUCUGGUGUAUCACCCGAAGUGUUGCUUGAUCAGGCAGAGAGGGAGCUGAGGGUAGCGCAGUCGGAGUUUGAUCGGCAAGCAGAGAUCGUGAAACUGUUAUUGGAGGGUGUCUCGAGUUCGCAAGCUGGACAUCUGCGAUGUUUGCACGAGUUCGUGGAGGCACAAGCCCGUCAUUACGCCCAAUGUCACGCCGUCAUGCAGGAUCUGCAACGCGAGCUUGCCGGGGCGCGUCAACCAAGCCCUUUGCUGAGAGUCAACAGUGAGGAAGUGAUCGAGCUAACUCCCUCGCCCACUCUCCCUGUAAAUUCAUCUGUCUGCCCUCAAAAUUCAUCUAUAACCACCGGAUCUACCGCUUAUGUUACCGCCACGUUCGACACUGAUAAUACUAAAGUUUAACUUAUCCCAUCGAGGAAUCGUUCACGGAUUGUUAUGAAUUUUGAAUCUAUAUAUAUUUAAUUAGCAGAUCUAUUACAUUAGUUGUUAUACAAUUUUCCCUUCUUCUAGUAGCGAUGUUUAUCGAAAUUAAUCUACAUAUGCGCGCUGUUAAAUUUAAACACGAGCUUAAUUCGCUUAAUCGUUGCAAACUUGUUAUCGAAUAGACACUAUAAUUUUGUAUAAUUGUAUAUGCAAUAAUUGUACAUAUAUUAGAAAAUAUUUCUCUUGUUAAAUUUCCUUAUCAAUGAUGUAUGGAGAUCUACGAUCUUAUCUCUUCUUCCAUCUGUAAUAUCAUUCUUCGAAAGCAAUUACUUUUUACAUUUCGCUGUAACUCGAUCGAGAAUGGUCAUAAUGGUAUCAAGGAAAAACUAAUCCUCGGUGCUAUAACAAUGCCAUGUAACUAAACAGUGACAAUUGUAGAUAGAUAUAUAUAUCACGCUUUUUUUGUUGGUACAAGAUAUAACAAUGUUCGUUCUGACUGUUAUAUUAAAAGAGAGAGAUUAAAUUUUUAUUUAUUUCAUAUUUGACAUUGAAAAUAUAUCAUAACAGUAAUGCAUGUAAUCCUGGUAGAAUUACGUGAAAAUACACAUGCUCGCAAGAACAGAUUAAUUUGUUGAGUAAGAAACAUAAUACAAAAUUCAAUCUCCUUAAACUGCAUGUAUAUUGAUUUAAUCCAGCACAAUCAAACACUUAUAAUUAUUUUGUUUGCUGUUAAAUAACAAUUAUGUAGAACUUGAUGAUGUGAGUGUGCCUUUCUCUAAAAACAUCAAUUUGUGUUUGGUUGUAAAAUAUAAACAUAUUUAAUGUGUACUCAGUUAUAGAUAUAACGUACCUCUCAUAGUUCGAUGUAAGCCAUCUUUUGUAAAUAUGUGUCAUAAAAAAAUACAUAUCACUCGCUUUGAUCAAAAUGAAGUAAAAGCUCGAUUAAAGUGAUAUGUUUGCGAUAUAUGGUAGUGUAUGAUUCCCAUCAAAAAUCUUAUAUUCGAAUUCCCCCAUACAUGAGUUUAUUAAAGAUAAAUGCACACCAUAUUCAUUUAUCAUUUAUCC